CUUCUUUCUUGGAGCACGUGGUCGGUUGCAGCAAUCUCAUUGGCUCGCUAGGCUGAAAUCAAAGAAAGAAGCUGUCCCAUUUCGACUGGUGCAGCUGCCAGCAUUUGUGCAACUUGGCAUUUGCGUGGGGACUGCAGCUAGAAUUCGAAAUCCUGUGCAGGGAACUGAACAGCAGUGCGCAGGAAGUGUAGUUAGCAGGGGUACAGAGCAUGCUGUGCAGCGCUGUACUCUGCUUGCUUGCGCUCAUACAGCAAGAGGGGCCUGUGGCACAGAGAAACACGAGUUCAUGAUUCUGACGCAUCAUUUGCAAAAUCUGGGUGGUUGGAUUGAGUCAAUUCAAAAUUCAUACGCAGCAUUGAAAAUAUGGUUGUGAAUGGGACUCGUCUACAUGGUGUGGCAAGAAAAAUCCGACAAUUGCCUCUCAUUAAGAGCUAGUCACUGGUAUUUUGUGGAGAAAGGAGAUUGCCAGCUCCUAGAUAUCAGAGUGGUUUUUAGGAGAGGACGUGGAAAAGGAAUGAGCGUGGAGCAAGCAGCCGGUGCUUUGCCGACUGUGGAGAAGAGUGUCAAAGAGAAGGUGGACUUCUUUGAGAAAGAGAUUGGCAGAAUGAGCCAGCAGGAGGAGCACCAUCGAGGGACCAGAUCUGAAGAUCGGUCUGAAUCUGAGCAGAAGCUGGAAAGUACUCAGGAUGAGGACACAGAGCAACUAGCAAUCUCUAGCAACGGACACAGUGAUGCUGCAGUGGGGGUGGGAAAUCAGGGGACACAAUCAGGCAAGGGACAAGGGACGGGCACAAUGAUGUAUGAAGAUGCAAAAGACCUUGUGGGAGCCCAAGCCCCAGACAACAUCGCGACCACCGCAGUGCCAGUUGGAGUUUCGGGCUUGGUGGAUGCUGAGAGCACCUUACCAGAGAACCAAUCAGUCACUCCAACACAAUCGAAGUCAAGCCCCGCAGCUCAGAAACGUCCUCAGACGGCGUCCCCUUCAGCAGUCAGACCACUUUCUGCCUCCCAGGAUUUUACUGGUUCGCAGACCGUAACCGUGCCAGAGCCAUUCCGGUUCUCGCUUGACAGCAGACCGCGGAGAUCCUCAGAUGGCGGGGUUCAAACUCCCCCAGAUGCAGCAAAGAGGAGGCCGAGGUCCUCGAGCCACACUUUUGGCUCUUCUCCCAAAGACCUCAAGGUUGUGUCUUCAACAGGUCGAAAAGCACAGACAACGCCACAGCCUUUCAACCUCGAAGGCCUCAAGCGUCACGAAAGAGCUUUGGAGCAGUUGAAGGCAGAUAUAGCUGCGAAGGAAGCUGAGGAGACUGCUCCCAGGAGCUUCAAAGCACGGCCAAUCCUCAAGCCGGAUGUAGCGCCCUCUCCGCGUGUUGUGCCCCCUCCAACAAAGCCGUCAGCUUUCAAGCUCUCCGUAGAAGAUCGAGCUGAGAGGCGAGACAAGUUUAAGAAGCAGGUCGAGGAUCGGGAGCGGCAGUUGGAGGGCGAACGGGAGAAGAUGUUGCAGGAAUUGAAGAAAGAGGUGGACAAGGAGGAGAAGCAAGUGAGGCGCAGCGCCUCUUUCAAAGCGACACCUGCUAAACUCACACCAGAUGCCAAGGUCUUCAAGCCGACACUGGGACAGAGCCCAAGAACGACGCCGCGUGCGCCUGUCCUUGGUCCUAAGCGGCGCCACUCAACUGGCUCGGAGGAUGGCAGCACCACGGCCACUUCCGACAAGGGGCCCAGUGCAACCCCUGGUGCGGCUUCCGGGACCUCCCAGCCAUCUUCCCGCCCCGCCAGCAAGCCCGCCUCCCCACUGACCGGCAAGCCGCCCUCCCCUCGGGUCAACAGAACCGCCUCGCCAGGCCCUCCCAGACCCUCCUCCGCAGGCCUUGCCAAGGCCGCGUCUCCUCGCCCCGUCAAACCUGCGUCUCCAAGCUCCGUCAAAACGCCUUCUCCCAGGCUGAGCAAGCCCGCGACCCCGUCACCCAAGCCGUCACCCACCCCCGCCAAAGCUGUGACCCCGAGGCUGACCAAGCCAGCACCCCUCAGAACCGGGUCACCCAGAGUUGGCAAGACCCCCUCCCCCAUGUCAAAGAAGGCCCCAGGCCAGGGUGGAAGCACUCCGGCCUCUCCCCGUCCUGCUGGCACUGCUGUUGCAAAGGUCUCCACCCGCCGGAGCAGCGACACCUCGGGAGCGGCUGGAAAGCCGUCCUCCCCUGCGGCAGCAAUGGCCAGCCCCUCGGGCGCAAGUUCCCAAGCUGGAGUAGUCACGAGGCAAGGAUCCCGGCCCCUGUCUGCGAGUAAGGCGGGGGUGACCAGCCCCGGGACGCCCGGCACCCCAACUUCUCGGCGGGUGGCCAGCCCCAGGACUGCCAGCACGUUGAGUCCUCGGGGAGUGGCCAGGCCUGUGUCUGCAAGCGCCGCAAAAAGCAGGUUGAGUCCAGGCGCGAAAGUGACACCGAGCAAGGUGUUGCACCCGAAGGUGACGAGGGAGGCUGCAGCCGACGAGAAGCAGCAGACAGGAGGGACCAUCACAAGUAGCACGCCUGCCGAAAUGGCAGGGACUGGAACGACAGAUGACAAGGCGGCAAAGCUGGGCGCUGAUUCGACAGCUAACGGUGAUGAGCCUAGUAAGGAGCCGCCAGCGAGGUCGGAGAUGAGUGCAGACCCGAACGAAGAGCCGCAAGGUGGAGAGAGUGCUUCGGAAAGGGCACAACUGGAGGUUGAGGCGAAUACCUCGGAGGUCACAGUGGACGCUCUCGUUCCAGCAGAGGUUGAGCCAAAAGACAGUGUGCUGGCAAAGGUCGAGGCAAACGGACUUGCGCUUCUGGACGCUGAUGAGCGGCGUGACGAAGAGAUGUCUGUUCAGCAAGGACAUGCCCUGUGACGACAGCGGACCACGGCGUAUUGCAAACGAAGGAUCUGAAUAUACCAUCUGCGAUGAGCUGCCUUGCGAAGAUAAUUAGUAGUUUGAGCUACUAACACUUCUAGGUUCUGCUAUGCUAAGAGGAUACUUGUCGAGUAGGCUUGAGUUUUGACAGUGUAAUUGAGUUGGACAGUGCCGCCUAUCUCCUGCUGCUUUGCUUUGCUAAGACUUGUGUACUGGCGUUUGCCCUUUCGUUGUACUGAGUUCACAUGGCACACAAAUGUUUUGAAAUUCGUGAACCUAUGUCAACUAGUUCUAUACAUUAACCUAACGGAGUUACUAGUCAGUG
This is a messenger RNA of Klebsormidium nitens, 3197 nucleotides long. Lineage: Eukaryota; Viridiplantae; Streptophyta; Klebsormidiophyceae; Klebsormidiales; Klebsormidiaceae. The record is from the annotation of a GenBank genome assembly.